AUGGAGGUCAUUACCUAUAAAGGUCAAACGAGCGGCGGUAGGCGUGGCGAAUUUCAAUCUGUUAGCCAACGGCGGAUUGGUCCAAACCAAGUUGGACUUGAACUUUCCACCACUGGGGAUUGUCAUUUCAUUUUACUAAUUGAGGAGGAAUUAGCGAGGGCUGCUGGCCUGCCAACUAAAUUAAUGCUCGCGUUUAAUCAAGCCGCAUCAUCCGCACUAACCUAUUUACGCUCUACCCUGGUGCUAUCCCGCCUGCUUAGGGAGGCCCCCCACGUUCAGAAAUUGUGUGGGGGUCCGCGUUCGCUGCAACUUCUGGCAGCCCCGGAGUUAGGAGCUAUAAAAGUUUUGGAGGCUGACAAGGAUUGGAUAUCGCUGCACCCGCGAAGUUAAUAUUCAGCAUGCCUCCGACUUCCCGGUCGAUACUUCUCUUGUACUCCUAUCGUAUAAUGUCCUCUCUCUAUUUGCAAGGUUUCGUUGUUUUCAACCCGCAUACUAGUGGAACGAAAACAUUUAAU
This is a messenger RNA of Nezara viridula (southern green stink bug), 515 nucleotides long. NCBI's taxonomy places the organism in Eukaryota, Metazoa, Arthropoda, Insecta, Hemiptera, Pentatomidae. The record is from the annotation of a GenBank genome assembly.